UUCUAUUGUUCUACCUUUGUGUCUUUCUAUUUCUAUUGCUAUUUCAUCUCUAUUCUAUUUCUGUGGGUUUGGUUUGGCCUGCUUUGGUUUUCUGAUUUUCCUCUCCCUGCCCUUCACUGCUUUCCCUCAAAUUCUCGAGAUUGGCGUCCUAGAUAAAGACCGAGACAUCACUGUUCAAGCGCUUCCUCAACCUCCGUCUCUCCAGAAUCUCCUCUCUGUGAAGAACACAGAAGCUGAUGAGUGAGAGAGGAGGCUCUCUUGGAGGAGAGAGCCUGCCUGUACAUGCAAACAUCAACGCCAUUUCACUGUUCAAACAGUAGACCCGACGCAAAGUACGCUGUUUCAGAUACUGGGAGAACAGAGCGAUGGAUUCCAGCAAGUACGUGAGAUAUACGCCCGAGCAAGUGGAGGCCUUGGAGAGGGUCUAUGCCGAAUGUCCAAAGCCUAGUUCUAUGAGGCGGCAGCAGCUUAUUAGGGAGUGUCCUAUUCUCUCUAACAUUGAGCCUAAACAGAUCAAAGUCUGGUUUCAGAAUCGCAGGUGUCGUGAGAAGCAGAGGAAAGAAGCUUCUCGUCUCCAGACUGUAAACAGAAAGCUGACUGCUAUGAACAAAUUGCUGAUGGAGGAAAAUGACCGCUUGCAGAAACAGGUCUCUCAGUUGGUUUAUGAGAAUGGAUACAUGCGUCAGCAACUGCAGACUGUAUCCACAACCGCUACCACUGAUACCAGCUGUGAGUCUGUGGUUGUGAGUGGUCAGCACCAACAGCAAAACCCAACACCACAGCAUCCACAAAGGGAUGCUAACAACCCAGCGAGUCUUCUCACCAUAGCUGAGGAGACCCUGACGGAGUUCCUUUCAAAGGCUACUGGAACUGCUGUCGACUGGGUCCAGAUGAUUGGGAUGAAGCCUGGUCCGGAUUCUAUGGGUAUCGUUGCUGUUUCCCGCAACUGUAGUGGGGUAGCAGCACGAGCCUGUGGCCUUGUGAGCCUAGAGCCCACGAAGGUUGCUGAGAUCCUUAAAGAUCGUCCAUCUUGGUUUCGAGACUGCCGUUGCCUAGAUGUAUUGAGUGUACUCCCUACAGGAAAUGGAGGGAUGAUUGAACUUAUAUAUAUGCAGACUUAUGCACCAACAACACUAGCUGCAGCUCGUGACUUUUGGACACUCAGAUAUUCUACAAGUUUAGAAGAUGGCAGUCUUGUGAUCUGUGAGAGAUCUUUAAGUUCUACUGGUGGCCCAACAGGCCCUCCUGCCUCAUGUUUUGUCAGGGCCGAAAUGCUACCUAGCGGUUAUUUAAUUCGCCCCUGUGAAGGUGGUGGCUCCAUUAUUCACAUUGUGGAUCACAUUGACUUGGAUGCUUGGAGCGUCCCUGAAGUUCUUAGGCCACUCUAUGAAUCAUCCAAAAUUCUUGCACAGAAAAUGACAAUGGCUGCGUUAAGACAUAUUCGACAAAUCGCACAGGAAACUAGUGGAGAAAUUCAGUAUGGUGGGGGCCGCCAACCUGCUGUUUUAAGGACAUUCAGUCAAAGAUUGUGCAGGGGAUUUAAUGAUGCUAUCAAUGGCUUUGUGGAUGAUGGUUGGUCUAUUAUGGGAAGUGAUGGUGCGGAGGAUGUCACCAUUGCUAUAAGCUCCUCUCCCAGCAAAUUUUUUGGGUCUCAGAAUAACUCCUUGUCUAUGCUCCCAAGUUUUGGAGGGGUGCUGUGCGCAAAAGCAUCAAUGCUGCUUCAGAAUGUUCCUCCUGCUUUGCUUGUUCGUUUCCUGAGGGAGCAUCGUUCAGAGUGGGCUGACUAUGGAGUUGAUGCUUACUCUGCUGCGUGUCUUAAAGCUAGUCCUUAUGCAAUUCCUUGUGCAAGGCCCGGAAGCUUCCCGAGUAGCCAGGUUAUUUUACCGCUUGCACAUACUGUGGAACAUGAGGAGUUCUUGGAAGUGGUUCGCCUAGAGGGUCAUGCAUUCUCUCCUGAUGAUGUAGCUUUGUCGAGGGAUAUGUACUUAUUGCAGCUAUGCAGUGGAGUUGAUGAAAGCGCAGCUGGUGCCUGCGCUCAGCUUGUAUUUGCCCCUAUAGAUGAAUCCUUUGCCGAUGAUGCUCCUUUGCUGCCAUCUGGUUUCCGUGUUAUUCCACUGGAUCCUAAAUCAGAUGGACCAGCUGUUACUCGAACUCUAGAUUUGGCUUCUACUCUUGAAGUUGGUCAUGGUGGAGUUCGUCCUGCUGGUGAAGCUGAUUCAAGCAGUUAUAAUCAUAGGUCUGUUCUCACCAUUGCAUUCCAGUUCACUUUUGAAAAUCACUUCCGGGAUAAUGUGGCUGCGAUGGCCCGCCAGUAUGUCCGUAGUGUUGUUGGUUCUGUCCAGCGGGUUGCCAUGGCCAUUGCUCCAUCCCGGCUAGGUUCCCAUCUGGGGUCAAAAUCACUGCCUGGCUCUCCCGAGGCUCUUACAUUGGCACGGUGGAUUUGCAGGAGUUACCGAAUUCACACUGGUGGGGAGCUCCUUAGAGCUGAUGCAGCGCAAACUGGCGAUGCUGUCUUGAAACAGCUCUGGCAUCAUUCCGAUUCAAUAAUGUGUUGCUCUGUGAAACUAAAUGCAUCUGCAGUUUUCACCUUUGCCAACCAGGCAGGGCUCGACAUGCUGGAAACGACUCUUGUGGCCCUUCAAGACAUUAUGCUAGACAAGGUUCUCGACGAAGCUGGCAGGAAGAUUUUACUCUCCGAGUUCUCAAAGAUCAUGCAACAGGGAUUUGCUUAUUUGCCGGCGGGGAUAUGCAUAUCAAGCAUGGGGCGGCCGGUGUCGUACGAGCAAGCCGUAGCCUGGAAGGUUCUGGACGACGACGACUCGAGUCACUGCCUGGCUUUCAUGUUUGUGAACUGGUCUUUUGUGUAAGGGAAAACAUAUAUAUAUAUAUAUAUAUAUAGACACAUAUAGAGGCUGCCUCUUCUAAGUUAUAUAAUGUGGAUGUGUAUUUAUUUUGAAAACUAAUGACAUGGUGAACUACUAGUGGUAGUAGCAGUCGUUGUAGGUCUUGAUCUUGUUGCCAGGUUCACAUGAAAACUUUACUUGUUUAUGUAUUAUUAUGGUUGGUUUAUGGCACUGUUCUCUUGCUUUA
Diospyros lotus (date-plum) is the source of this 3090-nucleotide messenger RNA. Its product is annotated as homeobox-leucine zipper protein ATHB-14-like. The record is from RefSeq and is a predicted model, not a curated record. Bases 366 to 2867 code for a protein of 833 amino acids. Gene Ontology annotation, molecular function: lipid binding; DNA binding; DNA-binding transcription factor activity. The transcript has 19 exons. Lineage: Eukaryota; Viridiplantae; Streptophyta; Magnoliopsida; Ericales; Ebenaceae.